Molecule: messenger RNA, 1573 nt
Organism: Varanus komodoensis (Komodo dragon)
Lineage: Eukaryota; Metazoa; Chordata; Lepidosauria; Squamata; Varanidae
Gene: SRPX
Product: sushi repeat containing protein X-linked
Exons: 9
Coding region: 1-1248 (415 amino acids)
Source: RefSeq, a predicted model, not a curated record
AUGCCAUUUGACGAUACACCAUGGUGCUCUCCUAUCAAGGUUAAAUAUGGCUAUGCGAACUGCAGAAGCCCUCAUGGAGGCUAUUACAAAAAUGUCUUGGGAACGAAAUGUGACAUUCGUUGUCAGAAAGGUUAUGAACUCCAUGGUCCUCAGCAGCUUAUUUGUCAGUCGAGCAAACGCUGGUCUGGGAAAGUUUUGUGCAAACAAAAACGUUGCCAGACCCUUUCUAUGCCAGUUAAUGGAGGAUUCAAGUGUUUAGAUGGUGCAUAUUUUAAUUCCAGGUGUGAGUAUUAUUGUUCACCUGGUUAUCAGUUGAAAGGAGACAGAAUAGUCCAAUGUAUGGAUAACAAAGCUUGGAGUGGAAGACCAGCUACUUGCAUUGAUAUGGAACCACCUAGAAUUCAGUGCCCAAGUAUAAAGGAGAAAACAGCAGAACCCAAUCAACUUACAGCCCGAGUGUUCUGGGACACUCCAGAAGGGCGGGAUACAGCUGAUGGCAUUUUGACAGAUGUUAUUUUGAAAGGACUACCGCCAGGAUCACAUUUUUCAGAAGGUGACCACAAAAUCCACUACACUGUGUUUGACAGAGCUGGGAAUAAAGGAACUUGCAAAUUUCUCGUUAAAGUCAAAGUCAGGCGCUGUGGGAAACUGAAUGCUCCGGAAAAUGGUUACAUAAAAUGUUCUGGUGAUGGGAAUAAUUAUGGUGCAACCUGCGAAUUUUCCUGCAUUGGUGGGUAUGAUUUGCAAGGAAGUCCAGCAAGAGUAUGCCAGUACAAUUUAGGCUGGUCAGGAACAGAGCCAACUUGUACACCCAUGAAUAUUAAUGUUGGUGUGAGGACUGCUGCAGCACUUCUGGACCAAUUUUAUGAGAAACGGAGGUUGCUCAUCAUUUCUACUCCUACUGCAGCGAAUUAUUACUAUAGAUUACAAUUGGGAAUACUGCAGCCAGCACAGUGUGGUUUAGAUCUCCGUCAUGUUACUGUGGUAGAGCUGGUUGGGAUCUAUCCAGCACAACUGGGAAGAAUAGGUUUAAGACUGAUGCCUCCUGCCCUGGCUUUGCAACUCAGGCUGUUGCUUCGUAUCCCCCACUAUAACUUCAACAUGGUGGUGAUCGAUAAACAUGGUGUGGACAAAGAGCGGUAUCCUUUCCCAGCAACCCCUGCUGAACUCUUUGCUCUCAUUGACACUUUCCCUUUAAGAAAAGAAGAAAUGAAAUUACAAGCAGAAGCUGGCCAGUCCUGUCCCUGAUUCUGGAUUACAGCCAUUCAUAUGCCGGUAUUUUUGCUGCCUAAUUUUUCUUCUGGUGCUACACAGAGCAUGGCAUUAUGGAAGUCACUGAUGUACAUAACUGGUUUUUAAUGUAUGUGUUUUGCUUUGCGCGUGUUUGGAACAUUUCAUUUAACAUACAAGUGAUGCCUCUUCAUUAUUUUCAGAGAUUUAUUUUCUUCAGCAAGUCUUGUGAAAGUAUUGCAUUCACUUGAUUAGGUCUACCAAAUUAUUUUAAACAUACUUCCUGUAUAAAUAAGUUCAUUUCUUUUUACAGAUCUUUUAUUAAUAAAAAUAUUGUUUUGCA